Molecule: messenger RNA, 1051 nt
Organism: Microplitis mediator
Lineage: Eukaryota; Metazoa; Arthropoda; Insecta; Hymenoptera; Braconidae
Gene: Dhfr
Product: dihydrofolate reductase
Exons: 7
Coding region: 402-992 (196 amino acids)
Biological process (GO): glycine biosynthetic process; tetrahydrofolate biosynthetic process; dihydrofolate metabolic process
Cellular component (GO): mitochondrion
Molecular function (GO): dihydrofolate reductase activity; NADP binding
Source: RefSeq, a predicted model, not a curated record
CGCAGUGUGAGAGCAUCAUUCAGCCGGCGAGGACGUUAAGACUGAAAAUUUUCUAAGGGGCCUGAUAGUGGCUGGUUUAUCAAAAUACUUUCUUUGGAGAUUAUUAAAAUUCCGUAAUUAUUGAACAAUUAAUUAUCUUUUGUGGAGCGUCUAUUUAUUUUAUAAAUAUUUAUAUUUUUUUUUCUUAUAUUGCGUUUUAUAUUUAUUUGUUGGAGUUGUGUCCUAAAAACGCGACAACGUUAAUGUUGUAGGAAUUAUCGACAAUCUUUAUAAUGAUUACGUUUUUCGACCCUUGAUUGAUGACUUGUUUCUGAAUAGACUUUUAAAAAUUCAAAAGUUAUUUUUACUAUGCUUUUCGUAAUAUAUAAUAUACAUAGAGAUUAAUAUCGGUGACAGUACACAUGUCCAAGACUUGCAUUAAAAAAUAUUUAUUAAAUAAAAUGCAAUUGAAAUUAAAUUUAAUCGCUGCUGCAUGUGGUGAUAACCUCGGGAUUGGAAUGAAUGGACGUUUACCAUGGAAACUUAAAAGCGAAAUGGCAUAUUUUACAGAAAUGACAACUAAAACUAAAGAAAGUAAUAAAAAAAAUGUUGUCAUAAUGGGACGAGUAACGUGGGAAUGUAUACCAAAAAAGUUUAGACCACUGCAAAAUCGAGUAAAUGUUGUAUUAUCACGUCAAAAAUUAGAUCUUCGAAAUGAAGCGAUUGCGUGUGAAAGUUUAUCACAAGUAUUGGAUACAAUUGCUCAACCAAAUCUCAUUGAAAUUGUUGAAAAUAUUUGGGUGAUUGGUGGUAAUGCUGUUUACAAAUCAGCCAUGGAGCAUCCUAAUUGUUCUCGUAUAUAUUUAACUUACAUUCAAAAAAAUUUUGAGUGUGAUACGUUUUUUCCGCCCAUACCGAACAACUUUAUUGAAAUUGAUGAUCCUAAUGUUCCAAAAGGUGUUCAAGAAGAGAAUGGAGUUCAGUUUAACUACAAAGUUUAUGAGAGAAUAUAAAUAAAUAGAACAUUGUAUUUUAUAAAUAAUGAUGCAGAGCUAAUAUGUUUUGUUAUCUU